CUCUCUCCCGAUGGACAGAAGAUGUGAUCAAAGCCCUUUUUUUGAAAUAGUCUAAAUAGGUAAGUUUGACUGGCCAAAAAUAGAUGCAAGGUGGGGGGGAGGAUUUGUCGUUCAUUUGUGCGAUUAUUUCAUAGUGGUCAUGCUCCCUCCCUAAGAUAAGGACAUCCAAUUGCCGCCUCUUUUGUUUGGGUGCUGGUGCUCCCAAAUGAAUCCUCCCCACUAGGAUCCCACUCCUCAGCUCCCUUUCCCCCUAACUUUGGCCUCUCGAUUCAUGGAUUCAAAGGCUAUCCAAUUGCGAUUCUCAUUUUCCUCUCCUGCCAGCUAUUAUUUCGUCUUUCCAAGGAUGCUUAUUUUGGGCUUUUUUGCUUGUCUUCAAUGUCUCUAGAAAUCUUGACCGAGAACCCCUCCCCCCCAUCUCUACUUUUCUCUGUUUCUGGGAUUUUUCUCACCUCCGAUUUCUUUUUUUCUGUCUGCUAACCGGCCAAAACAGUGUCCUAGGCUCGAAAACCCACCUCAGGUUCUGCCCCUUUUUACCUCGUUUCCUUUUGACAGCAGAGGUUUGCAGUCUUUGGAGACCCCCCCCCUCAUCCUGCUAUUUUUUUUUUUUCUCUCAGUACUAUUACUUCCGCUUCUUUUCUCCUUGAUUGCUUACAAGCCAGAGCACUGCCUCUUUAAUAGGGGUCCUCAGGCUGUGUACAGCUUCGGACAGGAAGCCAACAGCUCCCCUAUCCCCUCUUGAUUUGAAGUGUCAUCAGAGCUUGGGAUUCUGGAGCUGAAGUGCCUCAUCCCAGCAUAUUUGGGCUCUUUACCACGCCUUUUCCAUCAUACAGUCGCAUGAGAGUGAGCGCCACUACCGCCUACCUUUCAUCCGGUUUCUUCGUCUUCUACCGACGGACUUUUCCUUUUGGUCUCUCCCGUAUCCUAUUGCCUGUCGCUUCCUUUCUGCCUGAAGCCUUCAAGAGCUCCACAUUUCUCUCCCUCUCAUUCUGCCUCUCUCUGAUGGGCUCGAACGCAAGGCGUUAUCAUCCCUUCAGAACUACGCUUGGCUUCUCCUCUUUCUUGUGAUACUUGGGAGCGUGCAUUCGCAGAGAACAGGAUGAGCAUCCCUCAUUUGUUCAGAUGCCCGAUAAGCCUGGAUCUGUUCACCGAUCCGGUCACCCUUAGCACGGGCCAAACUUACGACCGGCCGAGCAUCGAGAAAUGGCUCGCCGAUGGGAACCUCACAUGCCCGGUCACAAUGCAGCGGCUCCACGACACGACGCUCGUCCCCAACCACACCCUUCGCCAUCUCAUCGAUCAGUGGCUCCUCGCCGGCCCCGAUCUCAGCUCUCGACAGAAGCCCACCAAGCCGAUCGCCGACUGCGGUCUCUCAUUGUCCGCUCUGAAGCACAACCUCCAAUCCCCGAGCGCGGCCCGUGCGGCGAAGCUCGAAGCACUCGAGAAGGUCAGGGUUCUAUCGGUGGAGUCCGACAUAGGGCAGGCCUGCCUGAUCCAAUUGGGCUUCUUCCCUCUCCUGCUGCAGCUGCUGUUCCAAGCGCCACGAAGAGGCGAUUCGGAGCUCAUGCAGCUGGCCCUCGACUGCGUCCUAACCUUAUCUCCAUCUACCCAAUUGGAUUCCCUCAACAUGCUCAAGAAUGAGAUCCACCUGGCUUCAUUGGUCGCCCUCUUGGACCAAGGCAACCCGAAGAUCAAGACCGGCUUAUGCCAUCUCUUGGAAGCAAUCGCCGCAUCUCCGGUCACGCAAGAGCUUUGCGUCAUUAUGGGACAAACGCGACGGGUCUUGCAAGUUCUAGUCUCCCUUCUGCGCGACAAAUCCGACGCCCGGGCGGCGGAAGCAGCAGCCAGAGCUAUCUCCGCGAUCUGCUCCUUGGAAGCCAAUCGAGGCAAUGCGAUAAAAGAAGGCGUCGUGGAUGGACUCAUCGCGUACUUAUCGCUGAAUUCUGCUCAAAGGAGUGCUUCCAGGGCAUUGGCCGCGCUGGAGCUUCUGCUCGGACUGGAGGCCGGCAAGAAGGCUGCGAUGGAGGACCUGAACGCGGUGCAAGUCCUCGUGAAGCUGGUCUUCAGAGUGUCCUCUGAUCAGGAGGGGAGCGAGCACGCCGUCGGAUCGCUGCUGAUCUUGUGCUGCGAUUCGGCGCGGGUGCGGAUGGAGGCGGUGAAUGCCGGGGUAUUGGUGCAGCUAUUGCUGCUGCUCCAGGCCCAAUGCAGCUCCAGGGCCAAGACCGAGGCCAGGGCGCUGCUGAAGCUGCUGAGGUCCAUGUGGUCUGAGGACACAGGGGGUCGUAAUUUUCACAAUGCAGUCUAGUUUUUGAGUUCUUACUGUAUCGAAUAACCUCUUUUGCUCAACAACAGAUCAAAAGAGAUUGUAGUUUUGACUCCUACCUCCAUGGUAUGAAAUUAAUCUGCUGCAUUAUAUGGAAACAAAUUAAGAGAUUAUAAGCUUAUGCCUGUGAAGGCAGGUAUAUUAACUCUUGUAAUUUUCAUUAGAUGAGCAACAAUUUCUACGUUCGUAUAGAAAACAUCCAUGUAGGUCUCCAAAGCCCAGAGCUUUCCAAGCAUGGAAAUGAGGGCUAUUGAGAUUUCGAGUUAUGGGUGGGUGUUAUCUGGGAUUUCCCCAAUACAAAUUAAUCCUAAGUUCGUGUCUCAAAUACUUCCUCCUCUUCUACGGUUCGGACUUCCUUUGUAAUCUUAAAAAAAAAAAAAAAAAAUCAUUUGCGAGUUCUUUAUUCAAACAUGGCUCUCCCCAGAGGAGAAGAGCAGUACCACCACUGGGCUAUGAAACCUUGUUGAAUGGCUAUUAGCUGCUGCUACCAUUUUUGCAGUGACAGACCCUGCCAUGGGUAGGUAACGUUUCUCUUUGGCGGGCGAAGAAGGUCACUGAAAGGGACCAUAUAUCAAAUGUACCCUCCUAUUAAUGGAGACUGUCCAGCUCUAGACCCCCCUUCCCAAUCACAAUAUCACCUACCAUCAAGUAUGACCACCUUUUUCCAACCGGCUAGAAAUAAGCCAUGUCUUCUGCUGAUACGAAAAUUUGAGAGGGGACUGGGGAACCACUCAGAGGGACCAUUUGACUGCAGCGACAAAUCUUCUUGUGGUACAUCAUCUAAUUAUCGACCAAGGAAAUUCGUUGCAUGUCUUCUCUGUUCAAUAAUCCUUGGAAUUAACCGAGACUGCCGGCAUAUAUCAAGGAUACGAGACGUAUAUCUAAAUAUUCAUAGAACAAAAAUAUUACAUGAGUUGUAAAGUUGUUCAAAUUAUUAUGUAGCUUGUCGCCAUCAAAUUUCUCACACUAACAAAAUUAGGCUCAACAAAUUGGUCAAAUUAUGAAGCUAUGAUGCGCCACGUCGUAUGAAAAAGUUUUUGUGGGAUAAAGCAACGACUAAUAGCAUGCUUUUAUGAAAAUAGGGGAAGCAAAUAUGCGGGGGUUGGUUGCAUAAGUAAACGAAAAAUCACAUGCACAUGAAUAGAUCUAAUUUUCUUCUCAUACCAUAAGAAAAAUUAAAUUGCAGGGUAAACCUUUAUGGUGCCUGUCGAUUUUCGUGAUUUCGACUUUUAUCAUAUAAAUUUUACCUAUAUGGUGACUGCCAACUAGUCAGUGAAUUCUCUGGGGGUUCGAUAUCAACUGCAUGAGUUUAGCCUGCAUUACACUAAAUUUAUUAUCUCAAUAAAUUCAGCAGGAGUUUUUAACAAUUUAACCCUCUCCAUGUUUUUUUUUAUUAUAAAAUUGCUUUGGAAAGAGGAACAAAAACUGGAUAAAAUUGUUUUCUCAAAGGAAAAAAAAUAAAAGGAAAGCAAUUCUUAGCUGAAACCUCCCUCGCUGCUGUAUAAGUUGAUAAAAAGUGGAAGCCUACAUAAAUAACAAUGAUUAAAAUGGAUGAUGCCCCACCUAACAGUGAACUCAGCAGCAGAUGGGACCUUCAUGGCCCCGUCCAUGUUUUAGUCGUUUUAGAUCCUGUUCCAACCGCAAGAAACUGACGACCCCUUUAUUGUCCAUAGCACGAAAUGUCCGAUAUGCGUCUGACCGAGGUUCUGCUGCAUUCCUUGAUCCACAGAAGACAUUUGACAUUGCCAACAAUGGACGGCGCUUCCCAUUUCCGAACACCAGCUGCAUGCUCGAGUCUUAAAAUGGCCACCAGAUAAUAACACUUCAGAAAUCUAUUCUAAAACUUAAAUUUGAGGUGAAAAUUUACCAAAUGAUUAGAAUAUUCUUGAAAAUAUUAAUGAACUAGUAAAUCAAGCACAUCUAAUGCACAUUAAGAGAUUACUUAGACAUGCAAACAGAAAAUAAUGAGCAUAUAAUUUAAAAUCUAUACCUUAUUUAGAAAAAAAUGCGAGGUUGACGUCGCUGCGGAUGGAUGCCUUUCAUGGUUUAUUAUUACAGCUUAUAGUCCAAUCUACUAUAAAAUUAAAAUAUUAACAAACUGCACCACUGCAUAUUCCUUCUAAAAAUUGCUAAGGCAUUUGUCAAGAAAAUAAGAGAGCAGUGAAAUCCAGAAAGAAAAUUUUAAAAUCCAACUAGUUUCUGAUAUAGUAAAGUUAAUAAGGGAAAUAGCUUUGGAAUGACAGAGCUAUUGCUUUAGUGCAUACGGAAAAGCAGGCAUGAGAAAAGAAGCAAUGAACAAAAAUAGUUAGGAUGAUGCAUGGACGACAGGUUUUCCA
Molecule: messenger RNA, 4656 nt
Organism: Phoenix dactylifera (date palm)
Lineage: Eukaryota; Viridiplantae; Streptophyta; Magnoliopsida; Arecales; Arecaceae
Product: U-box domain-containing protein 26-like
Biological process (GO): protein ubiquitination
Molecular function (GO): ubiquitin protein ligase activity; protein binding
Source: RefSeq, a predicted model, not a curated record